Messenger RNA from Tarenaya hassleriana, 1729 nucleotides. Its product is annotated as cyclin-B2-1-like. NCBI's taxonomy places the organism in Eukaryota, Viridiplantae, Streptophyta, Magnoliopsida, Brassicales, Cleomaceae. The transcript is spliced from 10 exons. Bases 160 to 1455 code for a protein of 431 amino acids. The record is from RefSeq and is a predicted model, not a curated record. Gene Ontology annotation, biological process: mitotic cell cycle phase transition; regulation of cyclin-dependent protein serine/threonine kinase activity. Gene Ontology annotation, molecular function: cyclin-dependent protein serine/threonine kinase regulator activity. Gene Ontology annotation, cellular component: nucleus; cytoplasm; centrosome.
UUCUUUCCUCCGCUCUCUCCUUUCCUUUGCUUAUUUCAUCUCCCUUCCCCAGCUCCUGUUUCAAUCCAUCAUACCCUUCGUUUGAUGUUCUUCGUCGAGGGUUUCUGAUUUCGAGUUGUGGGUCUCAGAUUUCGAACGGAAUAAGCAAAGGAAAAAAAAAUGGUUAUCUCCGAGGAGAUCAAUCGUAAUGUCGUUAUCAAACCCAUUACUGCUACUGCUACCGUUAGUCUUCAUCAAGAUGAGAGGGGAAGCAGGAGAUUCGGACAGGAGAAUCGACAGAACCGGAGAGCGUUGCGUGUGAUUAAUCAGAACCUGGUCGGAGCGAGAGGAUACCCUUGUGUUGUCAACAAGAGAGGCUUGUCUGAGAAGAACGAAGGGUGUGGAAUUAAGCUUGAUUCUUUGCGUCCCCCUGUUACAAGAUCACGAGCCGAAGAGAUGUGUCUUGAGGAGACGAAGAGACUGAAGCCAUCAGCUCCGACAAUGAACGAGUUCGGGGACUGUAUAUUCCUAGAUGAGGAGGAAAAGGCGGCGGUGGACCACCCGAUUCCAAUGUCCUUGGAGGAACCAGACACAAGCCUUGGUGAAUCUGACCCAAUUGAGGAAGUGGAAAUGGAGGAUAUGAGAGUUGAAGAACCGAUACUGGACAUCGACAGUUCUGAUGCAAAGAACUCACUUGCAGUCGUCGAGUAUGUCGAAGAUCUGUAUGCAUUCUACAGGAAAAUGGAGAGUUUUAGUUGUGCUCCAGCAGAUUAUAUAACGCAACAGUUUGACAUAAACGAGAAGAUGAGAGCCAUUCUGAUAGAUUGGCUCAUUGAGGUUCACGACAAGUUCGAUCUCAUGAACGAGAUGUUGUUUCUCACCGUGAAUCUGAUCGAUAGAUUCUUGUCCAAGCAAGCUGUUGCGAGAAAGAAGCUUCAGCUUGUAGGGUUAGUCGCAAUGCUUUUAGCGUGCAAGUACGAGGAGGUUUCUGUUCCGUUCAUCUCGGAUCUAGUACUCAUUUCUGACAAGGCUUACACGAAGAAAGACAUUCUAGAAAUGGAGAAAACGAUGCUCAAUACACUGCAAUUCAACGUCUCAUUUCCAACACCGUACCCUUUUCUGGCGAGGUUCCUCAAGGCCGCUCAAUCAGACAAGAAGUUGGAGAUUACGGCAUCGUUCUUGAUCGAGCUUGCCCUUGUGGAGUAUGAGAUGCUUCAGUUUCCACCGUCAUUACUAGCAGCCGCUGCUGUGUACACCGCUCAGUGUACACUUCAUGGAUUCAGACAAUGGAACAGCACGUGCGAGUUUCACAGCCGCUACUCAGAAGAUCAGCUUAUGGAAUGUUCCAGAAAGAUGGUAACCUUCCAUGAGAGGGCGGCGAGCGGGAAGCUGACCGGAGUACAUAGGAAGUACUGCUCGUCAAAGUUUGGAUACAUAGCAAAAUGUGAACCUGCACAUUUUCUUCAGAAGCCAUAGCAAAAAGGAGAAUAGUAAGUAAUGUACAGCUGCUGACAUUCUUAUUACAUAACUCCACAUUACUUGAAGAACAAGUAACAUAAAAGCCGAAAACUUUCUGCCAGCAGCCAGCUUCCAGUUUGCUCCCGAAGUUGUCUGUUUGUUUAGUUCAAAUUGUUUUUUUUUUUUUUUCAGUUUGAUGAUCUCUUUUGUCAUCUACUCUCACUGUAAUUUUCUGUUUGCUGCUUCACUCAUCUCAGCAAUAAACUCUUAUGAAUGAAUGACACAUUCUUGA